Messenger RNA from Clarias gariepinus (North African catfish), 5725 nucleotides. It is a transcript of the gene aox6, whose product is annotated as aldehyde oxidase 6. The transcript has 35 exons. The record is from RefSeq and is a predicted model, not a curated record. Lineage: Eukaryota; Metazoa; Chordata; Actinopteri; Siluriformes; Clariidae. Bases 54 to 4031 code for a protein of 1325 amino acids. Gene Ontology annotation, molecular function: iron ion binding; FAD binding; oxidoreductase activity.
GUCAGGGCUGUCUGUCCUCACACUCGGUCCUCAGUCCAACUCAAGUGUCCAACAUGGCUGCUGAGGGGGACAGCGCUGUCCUGUGUGUCUUCGUUAACGGGAGAAAGGUGAUUGUGAGAGAUCCGGACCCAGACACCAUGCUGCUCUCCUUCCUCAGAGACAAACUGCAAUUAACAGGCACUAAGUAUGGCUGUGGAGGAGGGGGGUGUGGUGCCUGCACCGUCAUGCUGUCCACAUAUGACACUCAGACCCAGACCAUCAAUCAUUUCUCUGUAAACGCCUGUCUGAUGCCUUUAUGCCAAACACACGGGGCGGCGGUGACCACAGUGGAGGGCAUCGGGAACAGCAAGAGCAAACUACACCCUGUACAGGAGCGUAUUGCGAAGGCAAAUGGCUCUCAGUGUGGUUUUUGUACUCCAGGGAUGGUGAUGUCCAUGUACACACUGCUGAGGAACCGACCACAGCCCAGCAUGGAGGACAUCACACAGGCACUGGGGGGUAAUUUAUGCAGAUGCACGGGAUAUCGUCCGAUUAUCGACGGCUAUCGGACUUUCUGUGAGAGUGAAAGCUGCUGUCAGGUGAACGGCGUGGCCUGCUGUACCUCAAACAACAAAGCAGCUCCUGAGCAACUACAGCUGUUUAACAAGGAGGAGUUUCUCCCUCUGGACCCCACGCAGGACCUGAUCUUCCCUCCUGAGCUCAUAAGGAUGGCAGAGAGUCAGGACCAAACCACUCGGACGUUUCGGGGGGAGAGGAUGACCUGGAUCUCCCCCGCGUCUCUCGGUGAGCUGCUCCAGCUGAAGUCUCAGUACCCACAAGCCCCCAUUGUGAUGGGAAACACCAACAUAGGGCUGGACAUCAAGUUUAAAGGUGUCGUCCAUCCCAUAAUAAUCUCAGGCACCCGCGUGAAGGAACUGUUUGAAGUCUCUCACAAACCUGAAGGUGUGCACUUCGGGGCUGGAUGCACUUUAUCCACCAUGCUGUGUGUGUUGCAGAAGUGUGUGUGUUCUCUCCCGGCAGAACAAACACAAACAUACUCAGCACUGCUGGAGCAGCUGAGACACCUGGGAGGAGAGCAGAUCCGCAACGUCGCUACGCUCGGCGGGAACAUCGCCAGCGCGUACCCAAACUCUGAUCUGAAUCCUGUUCUGGCUGCAGGGCGGAGCUCGGUGCUGCUGCUGUCUCACGAUGGAAGGCGUGAGGUUCCUCUGGAUAAGGACUUCUUUGUCGGAUUUGGAAAGACGAUUCUCAGACCAGACGAGAUUGUGCUGUCUGUUUUUAUUCCCAUUUCCAGAGAGUGUGAGGUGGUGUGUGCGUUCCGUAACGCUCCUCGGAAAGAGAACGCUCUGGCCACGGUGAGCGCCGGCAUGCGGGUGUGGCUCCAUCACCACUCGGACCUGGUGCGAGACAUGAGUGUGUAUUACGGUGGAGUCGGAGCACACACACUUAGUGCAGAAAGCACGACGCGGCACGUGAUCGGCAGGGCGUGGAGCGAGGAGACGCUAAGUGAUGCGUACACGUCGCUGCUCGAUGAUGUCACGGGGGCUGCCGGCGGGAAGGUGGUGUUCCGCAGAUCUCUGACCCUCAGCAUGUUCUUCAGGUUCUACCUGCGCGUCCUGCAGCACCUCAGAGACCAGAACAUCAUUCAGAGUGAAAUUCCAAAGCAUGAGCUGAGUGCAGUGGAGCCGCUGUCCAACUACAUUCAGCCCGGAUACCAGGAGUUCCAGGCUGUAUCAGAGGGGGAGUGUGUGGGCCGUGCGUUCCCUCACUGCUCCUCCGUCUCACACGCCACAGGAGAGGCGAUAUACUGUGAUGACAUUCCACACACACACGGAGAACUCUUCCUCUCUGUCGUCACCAGCACCAGAGCACACGCCAAGAUCACGCAUGUGGAUGUGGGCGGAGCUCUGGCGAUGGAGGGCGUGGUCGAUGUGGUCACUGCGGAGGACAUCCCUGGCAGGAGGUCCGUCUCCUUCACUGUACUGGACGAGGAGCUGCUGGCACACGACCAGGUGGCAUGCGUGGGUCACAUGAUCUGCGCCGUCAUCGCCGAUACCAUGCAGCACGCUAAACUUGCGGCGGCAGCUGUGAAGGUCGUCUACGAGGACCUGAAAGACCCCAUCUUUACCGUAGAGGAAGCCAUGGAAAAGAGCUCCUACUUCCUUCCUCUGAGAAAGAUUCAGAGAGGAGACGUGGUCUCCGCGCUUCAGGAGACGGACCACGUUUAUGAAGGGGAGCUGCGUCUUGGAGGACAGGAGCAUUUCUACAUGGAGACACAAAGCAUGCUGGUCAUUCCUGUAGGAGAGGAAAAAGAGAUGAAGGUCUACGUGUCUACACAACACCCAACACUUGUUCAGAUGGCGAUAGCAGAGACGUUGGCCAUCCCGUCUAAUCGCGUGUCCUGCCACGUGAAACGUAUCGGCGGGGCGUUUGGUGGCAAAGUGACCAAGACGACUGUGCUGGCGUGUAUUACUGCAGUGGCAGCGUGGAAAACCGAGAGGCCGGUGCGCUGUGUGCUAGAACGAGGAGAGGACAUGCUGAUUACUGGGGGGCGCCACCCAGUGCUGGGGAGGUAUAAGGUGGGCUUUAUGAAUGAUGGCAGAAUCACUUCAGCUGAUGUUUAUUAUUACGCCAAUGCAGGCAGUUCACCAGACGAGUCCCCACUGGUAGCAGAGAAGAUUCUGCUCCAAAUGGAUAACUGUUAUAACAUCCCAAAUCUCCGUGGACACGGAGCUGCCUGCAGAACUAACCUUCCCUCCAACACUGCGUUCAGGGGGUUUGGCGUUCCACAGAGCAUGAUGGUAAUCGAGAACAUGAUCAACGAUGUGGCUAUGAUGCUCGGCCGGCCAGCCGAAGAGAUUCGUGAGAAGAACAUGUAUAAGGAGAUAUCCUUCACACACUAUAAGAUGGAGUUUGACCCGGAAAACCUGCAGCGUUGUUGGGAGGAGUGUAAGCAAAGAGCCGACAUCGCUCACAGGAGAGAGAACAUCACUCGCUUUAACCUGCAGCACCGCUGGAGAAAGAGAGGCCUCGCCAUCGUACCAAUCAAAUACGGCGUUGGAUUCGCAGAGGGAUUCCUUAACCAGGCUGCUGCACUGGUACACAUCUACAAGGAUGGAUCAGUGUUAAUAAGCCAUGGUGGGACUGAGAUGGGUCAGGGCUUACACACCAAAGUCCAACAGGUGGCGAGUCGAGAGCUGAACAUUCCGCUGUCUCUGAUCCACAUCACUGAGACAUGUACGAGCGCUGUCCCCAACACGUCUCCCUCUGCUGCAUCAUUCGGCACUGACGCUAAUGGAAUGGCUGUCAGGGAUGCGUGUCGAACCCUGUACAAGCGACUCGAGCCGAUCAGACUGGCCGACCCUGACGCCCCGUGGCAGAGCUGGAUUAAGAGAGCGUUCCUGGAUAGAAUCAGUCUGUCAGCUACUGGAUUCUACAGAGGUCAGGAUGCAGGGAUGGACUGGGAGAAACAGGAAGGACGACCGUAUCCGUAUUUCACGUACGGAACCUGCUGCAGUGAAGUGGAGAUCGACUGUCUGUCUGGAGAAUACAGGACUGUAAGGACAGACCUGGUUAUGGACAUUGGGAGGAGCUUAAACCCCUCCAUCGAUAUCGGCCAGAUUGAGGGAGCGUUUAUCCAGGGUCUGGGUCUCUACACUAUGGAGGAGCUGCACUUUUCCCCCUCAGGUGUUCUGUACACUCGAGGUCCGGGUCAGUAUAAGAUCCCGGCCGUGUGUGACGUCCCGCUGCAGUUUAACGUCUACCUGCUGGCUGGAUCUGAAAAUCCACACGCCAUCUACUCCUCAAAGGGUACGGGGGAACCCGCAGUGUUCCUCGGUAGCUCUGUCUUCUUUGCCAUAAAGGACGCUGCGGUGGCGGCACGGAGGGACGCGGGGUUAACUGGACCGUUUACUCUGAACAGUCCUUCUACACCGGAACAAGUCUGCCUUGCGUGCAACACACACUUUACACAGAUGAUUAAAGACACAGAACCAGAAGUGCCCAAGGCAUGGGCUCUGCAGCUGCCUUGACCUUCAUUUCACCUUUUAGAUCAAUAUAUUACAUCAUAAUAAUCAUCAUCGUAAACACUAAGUGAUCAGAUUUUAAACAUGUUAUGUAUGCCUACUGAAUAAACUGAAUACAUGAUUAAUGAGAUGUGGUUAACACACAACAAGUAAAUCACCACUUUAAUAGUUAUGCAAUAUUACACUUGAGGUUGUGCUGUUGUACUUAAUAUCAGCAUGGCUGUUAUGCGGCUGUAGGCAUGAGGGUGCAGCCUGAGUACUGAAGAUAUCAGUAUUUUACGCUGAUAUUCAGUACUUCAGCACAACCUCAUGUGUACUAUUGCUUUUAUACAACAGUUCCACAAAAACAUUUUGUUUUAUUAUACGGUUAAUAAUUAGUUUCUUCAUUUAACCAGUUAUUUUGCUCCACCCACACAUAUCCUUCAACGACUGGUGGAGCUGGCGACCGACUGUUAGUGAGCGAUGGUUAACUGGGGUGAAAGUAGUUUUCGAUUCUUACUAGUACUAUGUAGCCAAAAAGUGAGGAGAAUAAACCAUGGAGGUGGUGGGCGUUAAAUGUAAAGCUAGUGCACUAUGUAGGGUGUACAAUCCCUUGUUCAACACACCAAGUAGUGCCCUUGAUGAGGGGUUAGAGAGGGAUUUAGGAUUCAGCCUUGUGUUAGAAGCUAUGUAACUUUGUAGCUAAGCGUUAGCCGUGAACAGAACGACGCGGGGGUUCAGAGGCGAUUCAGAAGGACUUAGAAGUGAUUAGUGCAGAGACGGCGUGUUGUUUAAGACGCCAUAACGUUAUCAGAUGUGUGUUCUUACUGAAAGUGCUUCUGUGACUGGGUGUGAAUGUGGGUUUAGUCAGACAGCUGCUCUCUCCUCAGUACUGCGGACCGUACAGACCUACUCUCACCCACGCUGAGACACACAGUUAGUGUCAUUAACCACUGGACAACACCUGGGACACGCCCACUCAUACAUAUAGACCGUACAGACCUAGUCUCACCCUCGCUGAGACACCACUGGACAACACCUGGGACACGCCCACUCAUACAUAUAGUUACUGUUCUCCUCACACUGCUGUUACUGUCUGUUGUUAUAUAUUAUAUACUGUCUAACAUUAUAUCCAGCACUCGUGGAACACCUCUCGUCCAAUCAGAUUACUCGGUCGAAACUGACUGUAUAAGCGCAUCAAUAAACCUGUUUAAUCAUGGAUUUAAUACACAGAUCAGUGUAAGGGCAUUAAUAAAUCACUGUAACAAUUUUAUCUGUCUAAUACUGUUAACUGUAUAUUUGGGUUUUUUUUUCUCUUUGUAAUAUUCAAUAGUAAGCACUUCGUGGUUAGGUGUUUUGGAGAUAAAGUCCGAGAGGCCAGAUUGAGGUGGUUUGGACAUGUUCAGAGGAGAGAUGGUGAAUAUAUCGGUAGAAGGAUGCUGAGGUUGGAACUGCCAGGCAGGAGGUCUAGAGGAAGACCAAAGAGGAGAUUUAUGGAUGCAGUGAGAGAGGACAUGAAGUUAGUGGGUGUGAGAGAAGAGGAUGCAGAGGAUAGGGUUAGAUGGAGGCAGAUGAUUCGCUGUGGCGACCCCUGAAAGGGAACAGCCGAAAGACAAAGAAGAAGAUGGUUUUAGACUCAAAACUAAAGUGCUAUUUAAAUAAAGAUAUUAAAGACAUGUCAAAUUAUUUUCUGUGAUCAAUAAAAUAAACUCCUGAUGCAA